Molecule: messenger RNA, 2414 nt
Organism: Enhydra lutris kenyoni (northern sea otter)
Lineage: Eukaryota; Metazoa; Chordata; Mammalia; Carnivora; Mustelidae
Product: guanylate-binding protein 4-like
Exons: 13
Coding region: 82-2097 (671 amino acids)
Biological process (GO): defense response to Gram-positive bacterium; defense response to protozoan
Molecular function (GO): GTPase activity; GTP binding
Source: RefSeq, a predicted model, not a curated record
CAGACGCAGGCGGAGCGCCAGAGGGGAGAGGGAGAGCGCCGAGAACUUGUGCCCUGACUGCAGCGCCCGCGCCACGUUACCAUGGCAUCUGGACCCACCAUGACAGAACCCAUUUGUCUAGUGGAAAACCACGGAGAGCAGUUGAAUGUGAAUCGAAAAGCGUUACAGAUUCUUGACAAGAUUUCUCAGCCUGUGAUGGUGGUAGGCAUUAUAGGGCAAUAUCGGACAGGAAAAUCCUACCUGUUGAACCGCCUAGUAGGACAGAACCAUGGCUUCCUCCUGGAUUCCACAGUGAGGUCUAAAACCAAAGGUAUUUGGAUGUGGUGUGUACCCCACCCCUCCAAGCUGAACCACACCCUGGUCCUUCUGGACACUGAAGGUCUAGGUAAUAUAGAAAAGGUCGACCCCAAGAAUGACUCAUGGAUCUUUGCCCUGACGGUGCUUCUGAGCAGCACCUUGAUCUACAACAGCAUGGGCACCAUCAACCACCAGGCCCUGGAGCAGCUGCACUAUGUGACUGAACUAUCACAGCUAAUCAGGGCGAAGUCAUCCUCAAAGUUCAGUGGGGUAGACGACUCUGCCAACUUUGUGAGUUUCUUUCCAGAUUUUAUUUGGGCUCUACGAGAUUUCACACUGGAAAUGAAGAUAAAUGGACUCUUCAUAACUGAAGAUGAGUACCUGGAGGAUGCCUUGAAGCUGCUUCCAGGCACAAAUCCCAAAAUCCAGAAUUCCAACAUGCCCAGAGAGUGUAUCAGGCAGUUCUUUCCAAAACGGAAGUGCUUCGUCUUUGACCGGCCUACAAGUGACAGAAAUCUCUUAUUCCAUCUUGAGAAGGUGCCAGAAGACAAGCUAGACAGUGCUUUCCAGGAGCAAUCAAAGAAAUUCUGUACCUAUAUUUUCAAUCAUACAAAGACCAAGACCCUAAGAGAGGGAAUCACUGUCACUGGGAGCCGGCUGGGGACUCUGUUGAAAGCCUAUGUGGAUGCCAUCAAGAAAGGAGCAGUUCCUUGCUUGGAGAAUGUGGUGACAACUCUGGCUCAGCGUGAGAACUCAGUGGCCGUGCAGAAGGCAGCUGACCACUACAGAGAGCAGAUGGCCAAGCGAGUGAAGCUCCCCACAGACACACUUCAGGAGCUGUUGGAUGUACAUGCACACUGUGAGAGGGAAGCCAUUGCAGUGUUCAUGGAGUACUCCUUCAAAGACGACAAGCGCGAGUUCCAGAAAAAACUCAUGGAGACCAUAGAGGAAAUAAAGGAAGAUUUCUUGCUGCAGAAUGAAGAUGCAUCUGUCCAAUAUUGCCAGGCACAGCUUAAGCAACUUUCAGAGUCCUUGAUGAAAAACAUUUCAAGAGGAACUUUCUGUGUUCCUGGAGGAUAUCAUCUUUACUUAGAAGAAAAGGAAAAGGUUGAAUGGGACUAUAACCAAGUGCACAGGAAAGGGGUUAAGGCAAAUGAAGUUCUCCAGCACUUCUUACAGAACCAGGUGGCAGUAGAGAACUCCAUCCUUCAGGGAGAUGUUGUCCUCACCUAUCAGGAGAAGGCCCUAGCAGCUGAGUCAGCUUUGAAGGAGGCAGCUGAGAAGGAAGUGGAGCUUCUAAGUCAGAAAUACAAGGAGCAACAGCAAAAACUGGAGGCUCAAGAGAGAAGCUUCAAGGAAAAUAUAGAGCAACUGAGAGAUAAGUUGGAGAGAGAAAGAGAAAGCCUUCAGAUGGAGCAGGAAAAAAUGUUGAAUCACAAGCUGAAGAUCCAAGAAGAACUUCUUAAUGAAGGAUUCCUACAGAAAUCUGAGGACUUGCAUACAGAGAUACAGCUACUAAAAAAAGAGAUUGCAGCGGGUGCUAAGCAGGCUAAGGAGGAGGCAGCUGGGAAGAAACUGGAGCUGCUAAGACGGAAAUACAAGGAGCAACAGCAAAAACUGGAGAUUCAAGAGAGAAGCUUCAAGGAAAACUUAGCCCAACUGAGAGAGAAGUUGGAAAGAGAAAGUGAAAACUUUCAGGGGGAACAGGAAAAAACGUUGAAGCACAAGCUAACGAGCCAUGUCUUGCAAGAAGUUGCUGCGGCCGAGGUCAAAGAGAUGGCUGCCUGUGUUCUCCUCUAGGAUUUUGAUGGAUUCCUGCCUCACAUUUAAAUGUUUCAUCCAUUUUGAGUUUAUCUUUGUGUAUGAUGUAAGAGAAUGGUUCAGUUUCAUUCUUCUGCAUAUGACUCUCCAAUUUUCCCAACACCAUUUAUUGAAGAGACUGUCUCUCUCCCAUUGGAUAUUCUUUCCAGUAUGUUCAUCUUUCCAAGAUAGGUUGAACAUAGAGUUGAGGGUCCAUUUCUGGGUUCUCUAUUUUGUUCCAUUGACCUAUGUGUCUGUUUUUGUGCCAGUACCAUACUGUCUUGAUGAUUACAGCUUUGUAAUACAGCUCGAAGUCC